This is a messenger RNA of Lagenorhynchus albirostris (white-beaked dolphin), 710 nucleotides long. Its product is annotated as heterogeneous nuclear ribonucleoprotein A1-like. Lineage: Eukaryota; Metazoa; Chordata; Mammalia; Artiodactyla; Delphinidae. The record is from RefSeq and is a predicted model, not a curated record. The transcript has 2 exons. Gene Ontology annotation, molecular function: RNA binding. The coding region runs from base 9 to 710 and encodes 233 amino acids.
CUGCUGUCAUGUCUAAGUCAGAGUCACCCAAAGAGCCCGAACAGCUGCGGAAGCUCUUCAUCGGAGGUUUGAGCUUUGAAACAACCGAUGAGAGCCUGAGGAGCCAUUGUGAGCAGCGGGGAGCGCUCACAGACUGUGUGGUAAUGAGGGAUCCAAGAACCAAGCGCUCCAGGGACUCUGGGUUCGUCACGUAUGCCACUGUGGAGGAGGUGGAUGCGGCCAUGAAUGCAAGGCCACACAAGGUGGAUGGAAGAGUUGUGGAACCAAAAAGGGCCGUCUCAAGAGAAGAUUCUCAAAGACCUGGUGCCCACUUAACUGUGAAUGGCCACAACUGUGAAGUAAGGAAAGCCCUAUCUAAGCAAGAGAUGGCUAGUGCCUCACCCAGCCAAAGAAGUCGAAGUGGUUCUGGAAACUUUGGUGGUGGUUGUGGAGGGGGUUUUGGUGGGAAUGACAGCUUUGGUCGUGGAGGAAACUUCAGUGGUCGAGCUGGCUUUGGUGGCAGCCGUGGUGGUGGUGGCUAUGGUGGCAGUGGGGACGGCUAUAAUGGAUUUGGUAAUGAUGAAAGCAAUUUUGGAGGUGGUGGAAGCUACAAUGAUUUUGGCAGUUACAACAAUCAAUCUUCAAAUUUUGGACCCAUGAAAGGAGGAAGCUUUGGAGGCAGAAGUUCUGGCCCCUGUGGUGGUGGAGGCCAAUACUUUGCCAAACCCUGA